Molecule: messenger RNA, 724 nt
Organism: Schizophyllum commune H4-8
Lineage: Eukaryota; Fungi; Basidiomycota; Agaricomycetes; Agaricales; Schizophyllaceae
Exons: 1
Coding region: 178-675 (165 amino acids)
Source: RefSeq, a predicted model, not a curated record
UGGUGGCGGCGUAACGAUCUGCGAUCGACUACCAGGUCCGUAAGGCCCGCCCCGCCAUGCCGGCUUCGUGAGCCCCGGCAAGCGAGACCUUUGCCAAAAGGGGCGAAUACACUUCGGAUCGAGGGAAAAGAGUGGGGAAGGGCCGGGGCUGCAUCACCGCCAGGGCCCGCGCCAUGAAUGUUCCUCUGGGGGAUCGACGACGCAGUGAGGGGGAAGGGGAGGGGUAACAGUACCCUGAGAAGAGUCUGGAGGCGGGCGGGUGCCUCGUAUGCCGGUUACCAUGUCGGUCAACAAUGUGCCCCUCCUCGACUGGAAUCAAAUCUCAAUGCAAUGCAUCAUAUGGGUGGCGCGCCGACCAUGGCGCGGCAGAGCACCUCCAACGCGCCCAUUUUGCAACAUUUCGGCGUCAAGCGAGCAUGUCCGAGGUGCCUGCCUCCCGGAAAGCGUGCUCGGGAAAAGGAGCGGCCAGUUGCCCCUAGAAACUGUAUAGUGAAACAGAAAAUUCAUGUCCUGGGCUUGGCCCACGGGGAAGCGGGGCGCCUCUCUGGGAGGGGCUGGGCCGGGGGAGCGCCAUCCUCCUGUGAGGAGCGUCCCUCCCUGUCUGUCCCGAAUGCUAAAUCCAGCUUGGCAAAUUCACUCGGUCUUAACGGGACCCACUCUCGGGCCCUUAUUUGACGACGUCGAACGUGCCCUGGCGUGCCUCGAGUGCCGGUGGAGGAUGGAG